AUGUCUUUAAUCAAAUAUCGUAAUCUUCCCAGAAGAGUGAAGUAUCUCAGACCUCUGCGUGCGGUCGAUGAGUCGGUCGUAUCAAAGGACAUUUUGAAAAAGCUGGAUUUCAAGCCCGUAAAAUCUAUCUGUUUUUCUUUCAAUCCGUUCGUUGGCCGAACAGAAUCGAUCAGAGAGGCAUGUCGUAUCCUCAGCAAUCCCCGUUGGAGGUCGACGAACACAAAUUUGGUUUUCAAAGCCAGGGUCUUGUCGGAUAACCAUGCGCCGGUGAUCGAAGUUGUAUACAGCAAUGGAAAUAUUGUGCUCAUAAAAACAGACAACCUUUCAAUUCGGGAAAUAAUUGAUAUUAUCUACGCCCAGUCUUUGGUUAAUCCGCACGAAUAG
Molecule: messenger RNA, 384 nt
Organism: Opisthorchis viverrini
Lineage: Eukaryota; Metazoa; Platyhelminthes; Trematoda; Opisthorchiida; Opisthorchiidae
Exons: 3
Coding region: 1-384 (127 amino acids)
Cellular component (GO): mitochondrial large ribosomal subunit
Source: RefSeq, a predicted model, not a curated record